This is a messenger RNA of Anthostomella pinea, 585 nucleotides long. Lineage: Eukaryota; Fungi; Ascomycota; Sordariomycetes; Xylariales; Xylariaceae. The record is from the annotation of a GenBank genome assembly.
AUGACCGCGACCACCAACGAUGCAAGUAACCCUCGGGUUGUCGGCGAGGACGCGCUAAGGCCACCGAAACGACUUCGAUCAAUGUCUCCCGAGAUGGAUGAACUCGUCGCGAAGGAACAUGGUCUCAUCGACACCUCGAUGGAAGCUGCCUUCGCCUUCACACGAGUGAUCUCUGAUGCGCAGAUGGCUCUUUCCUGGCUCCAAGCUCGCGACAAACCUGUAGAGAAAUACAGUGCAUCGCCCCUCGAAACAGCCGAUAAACUACGGUUCAUGACGGAUUGCCUUCGACAGACCGGCCGCUUCCAGCCAAUCGAACCCAAAACCCGCACAUCCGACAUAAGCGUGGCAAUCAUCGAAGGCAAUCGGGCCGCGUUGUUUGGAUGGUGCGAUCAUGGUACACGGUCCUACUCGAAGUACAUUGCUUCGGUCGUCGAUCGUGUAGAACAACAGAUGCGUCAGUACCACCUGCUGGCAUCCGAUGCUUCAGGCUGGACUUGGCAGAAAUCCCGAGGUGACUGGUUCAAGUGGGACGACGCGAAAGCAGUUUGGGUCAGUCGCAAAGGGGAAGAACUCUCGACUCGCUGA